Messenger RNA from Sporothrix brasiliensis 5110, 1305 nucleotides. RefSeq lists its product as uncharacterized. NCBI's taxonomy places the organism in Eukaryota, Fungi, Ascomycota, Sordariomycetes, Ophiostomatales, Ophiostomataceae. The record is from RefSeq and is a predicted model, not a curated record. Gene Ontology annotation, molecular function: DNA-binding transcription factor activity; zinc ion binding; DNA binding. Bases 1 to 1305 code for a protein of 434 amino acids. Gene Ontology annotation, biological process: response to xenobiotic stimulus; DNA-templated transcription. The transcript is spliced from 2 exons.
AUGCAGCCGGCAGUCGUGCUUCCCGUCGUCGAAAUUACGUCACUGGAGCAUUUCGAAACCCUAGCCCGAGUCUACUUCGAAAAAGUACACAUAUGCUACGGGUUCUUCGAUAAGAGGGCAUUCCUUGAGCGGCUUCACCAGCGCUUUCAGCGACAGGCACUCUUGGCGUCUCAACAGCCCAAAGUGUUUGACGGCGUUCUGGCGGGCGUAGCCGCCCUCGGGUGCUUGUUUUCACAGCAAAUGGCCACCAUGACGGAACUACAGCUUCUCCACACAGCAUUUCACGCUUUGAACAUGCACAAGCUUGUAGGGCCUCCUUCAAUUGACCUCAUCAAUGGCUGGAUAUUGCGGACCAUUUACUUGCGGUUAACGGACUCGCCCUACACAGUCUGGAUAUCUAGCUGCACAAUGAUGCACCUGAUCGAGGCGUCGGGAUUGCUCGCAGAUAUCCCUGCUGUUCUACCGCCGAGAGAGCAAUGCGAUCCAGAACUGGAACAGCGGAUGGUAGGUGUAGCACAUCACCUAAACGUGUGGACGUCGUUCGAUUUGGGUUUAUCGCGAGUGGCAUAUCUGAAGACUGAGCUUUCGCUUCCCCCGUCCCCCAUGGGGGAUGACGUCACGACAGAGCUUCUGGGACUUCUACCCAUGUCAGUCAGCUUAGACCCGGUGCUGCCGACGAAUGAGACCGACCUAACUUCGACCUUGUCUAAACUCCUCAACCGGCAACACACGCUGGGGCCUUCCCUGAUGGCGCAGUGCAAUCUAGUCCUCUGCAUUCUCCGGCGGAUACAUACACAGAAUUUGGACAUUCCAACAGAGCUCGCCGAGCAGGUGUCGAACGUUCCCUUCCAGACAGUCUGCGUGAUUCUAGUCAUGGAUACGCGCUCUGCCCUCACUAUGCUACCAGAGGCUAUGCAGACGCUGUAUCUCAUCGCAUCUAUCUACGACACGGAACGUAUGCGCGAGGCGUGCAGUACAGCCCAUCUAUUGGUGCGGCUCCAUCAGCAGCGGCGGAAAGAUGACCUUGCUGUACUUGGCGAGGCCCUCAAAGCACAAAACCAGCACAUAUGGGCAGAAUCAUCAUCUGCUAGGGUGCCAGUGCAGGCACCGCUACAACUAUCGUCGUCGGAACAGGCGCGGCCUGACCCCAGCGCUGAUGAGUUUUCCUGGCUGGGGGCGUUGGUCGCAGAUCUUCCCGGUCUUCAGAGAGUCGACUUUGAAGAGUUCUUGAAUACGGACAUGAUCGAAAGCAUGUCCCUAAUAAAUGAAUCAUGGUCGACCCCAGGCCCAACUCGUAGUCAUUAA